GUUCCUCCGACUUCCGGACAUCUCCCUGGGAGUCGCGCAGAGUGGAGUCAAAGGCAACCAGUGCUCGCUGCGGUCUCUGGGGAUCGGGACCGCGGCGGCGGCCCGCGAGCGGGAUGUUCCGGGGCUUGAGCAGUUGGUUGGGCUUGCAGCAGCCGGUGGCAGGCGGUGGGCAGCCCAAUGGAGAUGCUCCACCCGAGCAGCCGUCCGAGACGGUGGCUGAGUCUGCGGAGGAGGAGCUGCAGCAAGCGGGAGACCAGGAGCUCCUCCACCAGGCCAAAGACUUCGGCAACUAUUUAUUUAACUUUGCAUCUGCUGCCACAAAAAAGAUAACUGAAUCAGUUGCUGAAACAGCACAAACAAUAAAGAAAUCCGUAGAAGAAGGAAAAAUAGAUGGCAUCAUUGACAAGACAAUUAUAGGAGAUUUUCAGAAGGAACAGAAAAAAUUUGUUGAAGAGCAACAUACAAAGAAGUCAGAAGCAGCUGUGCCCCCAUGGGUUGACACUAACGAUGAAGAAACAAUUCAACAACAAAUUUUGGCCUUAUCAGCUGACAAGAGGAAUUUCCUUCGUGACCCUCCGGCUGGCGUGCAAUUUAAUUUCGACUUUGAUCAGAUGUACCCCGUGGCCCUGGUCAUGCUCCAGGAGGAUGAGCUGCUAAGCAAGAUGAGAUUUGCCCUCGUUCCUAAACUUGUGAAGGAAGAAGUGUUCUGGAGGAACUACUUUUACCGCGUCUCCCUGAUUAAGCAGUCAGCCCAGCUCACGGCCCUGGCUGCCCAACAGCAGGCCGCAGGGAAGGAGGAGAAGAGCAAUGGCAGAGAGCAAGAUUUGCCGCUGGCAGAGGCAGUACGGCCCAAAACGCCACCCGUUGUAAUCAAAUCUCAGCUUAAAACUCAAGAGGAUGAGGAAGAAAUUUCUACUAGCCCAGGUGUUUCUGAGUUUGUCAGUGAUGCCUUCGAUGCCUGUAACCUAAAUCAGGAAGAUCUAAGGAAAGAAAUGGAGCAACUAGUGCUUGACAAAAAGCAAGAGGAGACAGCCGUACUGGAAGAGGAUUCUGCAGAUUGGGAAAAAGAACUGCAGCAGGAACUUCAAGAAUAUGAAGUGGUGACAGAAUCUGAAAAACGAGAUGAAAACUGGGAUAAGGAAAUAGAGAAAAUGCUUCAAGAGGAAAAUUAGCUGUUCCUGAAAUAGAAGAAUAAUCCUUAACAGUCUGCAAACUGACAUUAAAUUCUAGAUGUUGACAAUUACUGAAUCAGAAGGCAUGAAAGAGUAUAAUUUUAUGAAAUUCAAAAUUAUUCUUUUUUCAAGUUGAAACUUGCCUCUUCUACUUUAAAAAAGUAUAUAGAACAGUUACUUCUAAUAAUCAGAAAGAGAUGUUUUAUAGAACAUUUCUUUAAUAUAAAGUUAGAGAUGUCUUCAUAGGCAGUAUGGCUAUCUUUGCCACAGAAACAUAAGUAAAAUUUUAGAGUUCUGUUUUCCAUGAGGUCAAAAAUAUAAUUUAUUCCUCAGUCAUGGUUUUCUAAAUAUCUGUACUCCACAUUCCAUUUUAAUUGAUAUGAGGGUGUUAAAGUACCUACUUAAUGGGUUGAUUACUAUCAAAAUGACCAAAUUAUACCAAAGAACUUAAGAGGAAGCACUUUCAGAACUAUUCACUUGCCAGGUAUUUUCUAAAAUUCCACCUGAAAGCCAAAAGAUAAAAUAAAUAAGUUGAUUUUAAUGAUAUAAGCAUCACACAAUUUUACAUUAAGAAAUACUGUGCAGGCCAUGCGUGGUGGCUCAGGCCUGUAAUCCCAGCACUUUGGGAGGCCGAGGUGGGCAGAUCACCGGAGGUCAGGAGUUCGAGACCAGCCUUGCCAACAUAGUGAAACCCUGUCUCUACUAAAAAUACAAAAAUUAGCCGGGCAUGGUGGCAGGCACCUGUAAUCCCAGCUACUAGGGAGGCUUUUGAACCCAGGAGGCAGAGGUUGCAGCGAGCUGAGAUCGCGCCACUGCACUCCAGCCUGGGUGAUAGAGUGAGAUUCAGUCUCAAAAAAAAAAAAAAAAAAAAGCUGUGCGAAAAUAUUUGUUUUUCUCUGGGGCCUUUUCUUUCUUUUCUUUUUAAACUAUACCAGAAAUUUUACAUCACAGUUUUUAUACAAAGUGGGACCUUCCAUACUUUUUGUAUUACAAUAACCUUCAGAAGCCCAUUCCCCUUAAAGUCUGUUGUUCUUGUUUUAAUCAUCACCACAUAUAAAUGUUUUAGCUUUGUCUUAAACUGUGAGUCUUCAUAAAAUUGUGUUCCUCCGAGUUCACCUUCUAGGACUUUAUUGAUUAAUCCUUCUCUUUCUGCUAUACCAGCAGACACAUAUUCAUAGAAUAUGAUUAUUUUUAAAGAACAAGGUGAGGAGGCUGAGGCAGGAGAAUUGCUUGAACCUGGGAGAUGGAGGUUGCAGUGAGCUGAGAUCACGCCACUGCACUCCAGCCUGGGUGACAGAGUGAGAGACUCCGUCUCAAAAAUGAAUGAAUGAAUGAAUGAAUGAAUGAACGAACGAACAAGGUGGUUUAAUGUCAGAAAACUUCCUAAGCAUUUGCUCCCCAAACCUUUCAUGUUUUUCAAGAAGCCUUUAUUACAUAAAGGGGAAUAGAAUUAAAAUGUUUCUUUAUAAGAAAAAUAUACAUAUUUGUGUUCUUGGCCCCAUUAAAACUAGUCAGUAGUCCUUUGGCAAAGAUAUAGUCAACAAGAGAACUGGGUAUGAGUCCAGGCAUUACUCCUGUUCAUAGUUGUGGAUGCAUGUGUCUGAGCCAGACUGUCUCAACUGGAGUCUCUUGGGUUAUAGCAGUAAACCCGUGUAUUCCAUGAAACCACUGGGCCCAUCAUCAAAAGGUUUCCACUUGUGGUGCCACAGUUGCUUAUUACUGAGUUUGGGUUCCAAGAUGACUGGCAACUUCUGAAAUAAUCUCAUUGAAGGAAAGAGUUUCAUUUUUUUUUUAAAAGAGUUUGCUGGAGGAAAAGAAGCAUGUUAAAUGUUUUUAAGCAGCUAAAAGUCCUAGAUGGAAGCAUAUCAGGAUGUGUCGGUGCUUGGCUCUUAGUGAAUGCACUAAAAUUCUUAUUGAUAAAUGUUGAAUAAACACACACAAAAAAGUAUCAGAGAAAGAGAAAAACCCUACAAUGGCAAUAGAGGUGUGUGACAGUUAUUGCUAUCAAUUUUACAUAAUAUCUCAUUUAAAAACAACCUAAUUAUGCAUUGCCUGUGAAAAUAAAAGGAUAAAAUAAGAUUUUGUACAUACUGUAAGAAUACAGUUGUGCUGUAUUUUUAUGGAUUCAUCAAGGAGUAAAAUGUUCUGCUUUAGUAAAUUAUAUAGGUAACUGAAGUGUUAUUCCUUUAAAGAGCAAAAUAAUUUAUCACCAUGUUUGGUGGAAAAUUUCUAAGUAUUUAUUACAUGCCUAGGGGUUAGCCAACAAGAUAUACCAAGCAUGAAAACCUGUAAAACUUAAUAAAAUGCUAAAAUAUGAACAUCACACUAUGGAGAUUAUGCCUCACUACUCAAAGAGUGUGGCUCAGGAACCAGUGUAGCUUGGCCAUGCCCUGGCAGUAUGUUGGAAAUGCCUGCCCCAGACCAGUUGAUGUUACUAAGAACGCCCAGGGGAUGAGAAUGGACUUUAUUUACAGUUUGGGAAGCACUGGUCUAAUAUGCUCUCAGGGAAGCUGAGGUUUCUACUGCUUUUUACUUUUUACCCUUCCACUAGAUGUCCUUUGCAGCAGUGUUUUUCUAGUUGGCAUUACAGGUGUCUCCUCUGAGGUUCCAGUUAUUUCUAUACUACCAAAAUUAAAAAGACCCAAGGGCUGGGCAUGGUGGUUCACACCUGUAAUCCCAGCACUUUGGGAGGCUGAGGCAGGCAGAUUGCUUGAGCUCAGGAGUUCAAGACCAGCCUGGGCAACAUAGGGAGACCCCUGCCUCUACAAAAAUACAAAUGAGCCAGGUGUGGUAGCCCACACCUGUGGUCCUAGCUACUUGGAAGGCUGAGGCAGGAGGAUCGCUUGAGCCCAGGAGAUCCAGGCUGCAGUAAGCCAUGAUCAUGCCACUGCACUUCAGCCUGGGUGACAGAGACUCUGUUUCAAAAAAGGGAGGGGGGGCAAGUUUUUAGGGGGAUGAGAAAUAUUCUUGGUAAAUCGGGCAUUUCUUUUUUUGUUUGUUUUUUUUUCUUGGAGACAGAAUCUUGCUCUGUCACCCAGGCUGGAGUGCAGUGGCUUGAUCUCAGCUCACGGCAACCUCCGCCUCCCAAGUUCAAGCGAUUCUCCCACCUCAGCCUCCAGAGUAGCUGGGAUUACAGGCAACCGCCACCAUGCCCAGCUAAUUUUUUUGUAUUUUUAGCAGAGAUGGGGUUUCACCGUGUUGGCCAGGCUGGUCUCAAGCUCCUGAUCUCAAAUGAUCCGCACGCCUUGACCUCCCAAAGUGUUGGGAUUACAGGCAUGAGCCACAGCCUUAAUUGGUAAUUUUUGAAAAAAAAACUAGAGAAACAUUGUUUCAGAGAUAAAGCAGCAAUUACACUUGUACUCCCAGUGAUUUAAGAUGCACUAUUGUAAUCAAGAUGAUUUGCUUUAAUCAAAAUAUUGUUAAAAAUAGGAUUUCAGGACAUUUAAAAGGUUUCAGCAGAAAUCUUAUGAUUAUGUCUGACUUGCAGUAUUUUAUUUGCCUCUUUGACGGCUUUUUUUUUUUUUUUUUUUUUGAGACAGAGUCUCACACUGUUGCCUGGGCUGGAAUGCAAUGGCGCAGUCUCAGCUCACUGCAAACCUCCGGCUCCCGGGUUCAGGCAGUUCUCCUGCCUCAGCCUCCCUAGUAGCUGGGAUUAUAGGCAUGUGCCACCACACCCGGCUAAUUUUUGUAUUUUUAGUAGAGACAGGGUUUCGCCAUGUUGGUCAGGCUGGUCUUGAACUCCCAACCUCAGGUGAUCCGCCCGCCUCGGCCUCCCAAAGUGCUGGGAUUACAGGCGUGAGCCACUGCGCCCAACCUUAAUGGCUUUUUGGUAUUAAAAACCAGGACUCUGAAUGUGCAUCAAUAAUUCAAAUAAUUUUAUAUAGUUACUCUUUCUAGUAAUAGAUACCCCCCUCCAUUUUUAAGUAAAGAUAAACAUUUUUUAAUUAGGAAAAUUAGGCACAUUUAAUUUUAGCAAAUUUAGUUUUUCAACUUUUUUUUUUUUCUUUUUUUUUUUUUUUGAGAUGGAGGCUCACUCUGUUGCCCUGGCUGGAGUGCAGUGGCCGCAACCUCGGCUCACUGCAACCUCCGCCUCCUGGGUUCAAGUGAUUCUCCUGCCUCAGCCUCCCGAGUAGCUGGGAUUACAGGCGUGUGCCACCACACCUGGCUAAUUUUUGUAUUUUUAGUAGAGACGGGGUUUCACCAUGUUGGCCAGGCUGGUCUUGAACGACUGGCCUCAGGUGAUCCGCCCACCUCGGCCUCUCAAAGUGCUGGGAUUACAGGCAUGAGCCACCAUGCCCAGCCAGUUUUUCAACUUUUAAAAAUAAAAGUGGUAGAAUUUUUUUUUUUCUUUUUGAGACAGGGUCUUGCUCUGUCACUCAGGCUAGAGUGCAGUGGUGGGAUCUCAGCUCACUGCAGCCUCCGCCUCCCAGGCUUAAGGGAUCCUCCCUCCUCAGCCUCCCGAGUAGCUGGGACCACAGGCAUGCACCACCACGCCUGGCUAAUUUUUGUAUUUUUUGUAGAGAUGGGUGUCUCCCCAUGUUGCUCAGGCUGUUCUUGAACUUCUGAGCUCAGGUGAUCUAUCUGCCUCGGCCUUCCAAAGUGCUGGGAUUACAGGCAUGAUGAGCCACUGCACCUGGCCAAAAGUGGCAGAAAUUUUGAUAUGGUUUAUAAUCAGUUUUAUUGUGGGGAAGAUGGGCCAUUUUAAUGAAUGAUUAUUUCUAUUGGCUAAACUACCGAGUCACGACAUGACAAAUACACAUGAAGCUUUAAUCACAUGCAGUUAUAUACUUCUCACAAAUCAUCAAAUUAUUUAUCUGGUCUUCACACUAAGGGAUUUACUUAGAUAAGCCAUCGAUGAUUUCAGUUGUUAAAAGUGUGGCUUUUUAAACAGCAUUUAUUCAGUGCAUCCUGAUUUAUUUCAAAAUGAAAAAUUGUUACCUUUUUUUCUGAAUAAAUAAAGCUUACUUUUAGUGGCAAGGUA
This is a messenger RNA of Homo sapiens (human), 6153 nucleotides long. RefSeq names its product synapse associated protein 1 (gene SYAP1). Gene Ontology annotation, cellular component: perinuclear region of cytoplasm; growth cone; Golgi apparatus. Lineage: Eukaryota; Metazoa; Chordata; Mammalia; Primates; Hominidae. Gene Ontology annotation, biological process: cellular response to epidermal growth factor stimulus; positive regulation of fat cell differentiation; cellular response to insulin stimulus. The coding region runs from base 114 to 1172 and encodes 352 amino acids. The record is from RefSeq and is marked validated. The transcript is spliced from 9 exons.